Molecule: messenger RNA, 642 nt
Organism: Clonostachys solani
Lineage: Eukaryota; Fungi; Ascomycota; Sordariomycetes; Hypocreales; Bionectriaceae
Source: the annotation of a GenBank genome assembly
AUGGAUGCAUCCAUGGCGACAAUUCAUAUCUUACGUCACGGACAAGCUCUUCACAAUGUCGAUAGGGCAUAUCCUCACCGAGACCCUCCUUUGACAAAAGUUGGAUCCAAGCAAGCCGAGAAAGUCUUGAUCCCUGCAAAGCCCGAUCUCAUCAUUGUCUCCCCCAUGACUCGCACGAUUCAAACUACUCUUAUUGCGUUCCGGCAAUUUUUGGACGAAUCCUCCACGCCUGCCAGGACGGAAGUCCAGAUCUGGCCAGAACUGCGCGAGGCGCAUGAUGCUAUAUGUAAUAAAGGCGUUAGUCGAGCCGAGAUUGCAGCUGCCUUUCCCCAGUUUGACUUCUCUUCGUGUCCUGAGCAAUGGGACCACCCACCGCAUAGCGUAGAGAGUGCCACUCUACGUGCCGAGACGGUUCGCCGUCGCCUUAUGAACCUCUCCGGCUCUUAUCAGAAUAUAUUCCUCGUUACUCACCGAGGUUUCAUCGCAUUUCUAGUCGAGGGGCCAAGGCAUGAUGUUUGCGAGUGUCGUUCAUAUAGAUUUGCCAGUGCCGAUGAGGUUGAUAGCCAGAGGUAUGGAGCUAUUCAGGAUACGGGGGAUAAACAGGAUUUUGGCCCAACUCUGCUAGUUCCUCUUUCUUCAUGA